This is a messenger RNA of Nannochloropsis gaditana CCMP526, 387 nucleotides long. It is a transcript of the gene PPNK, whose product is annotated as NAD+ kinase. The record is from RefSeq and is a predicted model, not a curated record. Gene Ontology annotation, biological process: NADP+ biosynthetic process; NAD+ metabolic process. The annotation marks the transcript as partial. The transcript has 3 exons. Gene Ontology annotation, molecular function: NAD+ kinase activity.
UCCUCCCCCUAUCUCGCCUCGCUGGAUUGCUUCUGCAACGGCCAGUACGUCACCACCGUGCAAGCCGACGGCCUCAUCAUCGCCACUCCCACAGGAUCCACCGCCUACAGCAUGUCCGCAGGCGGCUCGAUGAUGCAUCCGGGUAUUCAAGCCCUGCUUCUCACACCUAUAUGUCCCCAUUCGCUCUCCUUCCGCCCCCUUGUCUUCCCCGACUCCGCCGUCAUCUCCCUCUGCAUGCCGCUGGACGUGCGCUCCCACGCAUGGGUAUCCUUCGACGGUCGAUUUCGGCAUCGACUCAUGGAUGGAGAUAUCCUGGAGGUCGGUGUCGAACUCAGAGUACCCCCUACCCACCGUGACGCACCGCAACGUGACAGCCGACUGGUUUAG